Molecule: messenger RNA, 1275 nt
Organism: Striga hermonthica
Lineage: Eukaryota; Viridiplantae; Streptophyta; Magnoliopsida; Lamiales; Orobanchaceae
Source: the annotation of a GenBank genome assembly
AUGGAUAACAUAACUCCUCAACAAGUGGCAGAUGCUUUUGUGGUAAACUAUUACAAGAUCCUCUCUGAUUCUCCCCAACAGUCCUACAAGUUUUAUAAUGAGUCGAGCCUUCUUUCCUGGCCCGAUUUUGAUGGUAUUUUGGCCCCUGUCAAGACGUUGAACGCAAUUAAUGAGAAGAUUAUGUCAUCUGAUUUCAAGAAUUUCACGAUCGAGAUAAAUACUGUAGAUGCCCAGGCCUCUCAAGAUGGAGGAGUUAUUGUUGCAGUAACUGGUUCUCUCAUUGAGGAUGAUCAAGUGACUAAUAUUUUCUUUCAGACCUUCUUUUUGGCCAAGCAAGAGAAUGGCUUCUUUGUGUUGAACGACAAUCUUCGGAUUUUUGAUUCAUUUGGGUCCAUGACCAAUGCUGCUGCUAAUCCUCUUGCUGUGCAGACCUCUGAAGGAUGCAAUGUAUCUGAUAGCUCUAAAUCCCCACAAAUCGAAAAAGCUGAAAUCAAGGAAGCCCUCGAUAAUUCUGUUGUCCCUAAGGACUCUGUUGCAAAAAGCUCUUCAUCAUUAUCUCCUGCUGCUUCAGAGGAAAAGGCAGUUCCAGCCGUAAAGGUGCCGUCAAUUGUUGUACCGGCUUCAAAUGCAAGCACACCUCCAAAGGUGCCUUCAAUUGUUGUACCGGUCUCAAAUGCAAACAUGCCUCCAAAACCCUCUUAUGCUUCCAUGCUGGCGAAAGAUGCCCCUGUAACCUCCCCAAAAUCUGCUACACCGAAGUCUGCAGUGGUCACUCCAAGUCCAAAAGCUCCUCUCAAGAAUGGGAUGCCAAAAUCUUCGAGCAAAAUCGUGUCUAAAUCACCACCAUCUGGGAAAAGUGAACCCGAAGCAAAAACCCCACCAGAAGCCAAAGGAGUAUUUGUUGGAAGCUUGCCUUACGAGAUAACUGAAAAAGCUCUAAGGGAUGCCUUGAACCAGUUUGGGCCUAUCAGAAAAUAUCCAGAUGCUGUCCAGAUUAGGAAACAUAACGAUGGUUUUUGUCUUGCAUUUGUUGAAUUCGAAUCUGCUGAUUCUGCUCGUCGUGCAGUCGAGGUUCAUCAUGUAAAAUUCGGCGAAAAGGAAGCCUAUAUUGCACACAAGAAAUCUACUGGUAGGGUGAGGUCCCCAACGAGGACCGGCUUUAGAAAUGGCAAUGGUAACAAGUCGGAUUACGACAAGGGCCGGGCCAGGGACUCUCAAGUGGGCCGAUCCUCCGGUCACGGGGCAAGGAGUAGUCGAGACCACACAUCAAAUUGA